Messenger RNA from Spirometra erinaceieuropaei, 2058 nucleotides. Lineage: Eukaryota; Metazoa; Platyhelminthes; Cestoda; Diphyllobothriidea; Diphyllobothriidae. The record is from the annotation of a GenBank genome assembly.
AUGGCCUACUAUGCCGCAACGGAGGCUGCCCAACCGGUUAAUGUUCCAUCGGCGUCUACUUUGCCAAGCGACUUUUCUGAAUUAGAAAUGCCAGAAUUAACGGCUGAGGGUUACACUGGUAGGUUUUUCCAUCGAUGUAGAAUAUUAGUGGGCGUAGAUUUUGCAGGCAGCCAAGUGCAUGUGACGGAAAAUGUGGGAAAAUCUUUUCUGUCCGAUUUACAAGAACUACGUCUGGAAACACGAAUGCCUCUCUCUAUGAUGAAGGCUUUAUUCGAUAUGCUGCGGCCCUACCACCCAGAAGUCCCGAAGGACCCGCGAACGCUCCUGAAGACUCCCAGAAUUUGUAACAACAAGGUCCUCAGCAACGGGAACUAUGUCCAUCUGGGCAAUGAGCGAGCUUUGCUGGAUGAGGUAAACCGUCAUCAAACGACUGAAAUUCCUGAAAUGCGCAUCAAAUUGCACAUUGAUGGGAUGAAGUCGUUUAAAGGAUCGGGUCGAUGCCUUUGGCCAAUACUAGCGCGAAUUAGUCACCCUGUUAUUGGUGAUCCCUUCGUCGUUGGUGUAUUUUCCGGCUUCGGCAAACCCGAACUAGUCGACGAGUUUCUUCAUGACUGUGUUUGCGAACUGAAAGGACUUCUUGAUGGUGGCCUGCGACUCCCAGGUACAGGGGAUAUUGUAAAAGUGGAGCUAGCCAAUAUAAUUUGCGAUGCCCCUGCCCGCUCCUACAUCCGCCAAGUCAAGGCGCAUAACGGAUACUAUGGAUGCGAUAGGUAGGUUUGUUCAUCUAGCUAACCUGAACAACUCUAGGUGCUGUCAUGUAGGAAUUCCCAUAGCUAUCCGGAUGACAUUUCCGCCAUAUAGUGGGCGUCCUCGAGACGAUAUGUCAUUUCGGUUGCGAAAGCAGGCCAUGCACCAUCGGGGCAUAUCACCAUUCGAGGAGUUACCCAUCGAUAUAGUUGCCUGCUUUCCCAUUGACUACAUGCACCUAGUAUGCCUGGGAGUAAUGCGUAAAUUGCUGCACAUGUGGCGCCUCGGGGUGAAGACAACUUCUCGGCUUUUCGCUUUGAGUCGUUUCUGCAAAACGUCCGCAGUUACAUUAAAGGACCGACGAACGUAGCCGCGCAGGUGUACAGGCGCAUUAGUGAAAGGCGCCUGCCUGAGUUGUCCACAGGUCCCAUGCUGUUGGACGACGAUGAGGGAGUGCCACGGUCUUUGCAGUUGCCCCGCAGCUCUAAGGCCAUAUUACACAACGGGUAUCUUUUGUCGACCCAAUCUCCUGACAAUGUGGUACUUGUCGGCGAUAGACCGUGCGUACUGACAUCUGUGUCGGCUACAGGCAUAGUUUACCGCCAGUUUGUUGAUUGCCAAGACUGCCUAGAUCCUCAUCCCCUUCCUCAAAUUUACUCAUUUUUAAGGCCUCCCUUUUGGACAGCAAACUUUUGAAUGCUUCUCUUGAUGACAUUAUUUGUAAAUACGUUGCGUUACACCUGGACGGUUGUUUUUACCUUAUUCCCAUGUUGCAUACUUUUUGAUUUUUGAUCCCCCACUUUUUCCGUUUUGCAUCUCAUAGACAUUUUUCGGUUUUACAUCUUGUGGACACUACUUAAAGAUGUAUGCGGUUGUUGAGUUUGUGAAUGAUAAAGCUGUGGCGGCCGUGCCGAAGUGCUGGUUCCACAGCGAAGACUGUGUGAUGUGGGUUAAGAACCACAAGCUACGUGACCGUCUACUUGUGAAUAACGAAAGGCCUACAGAAGGCACAAAGAUUUACCCGGUCCGUAUGCUGAAGAAUGACCUCUCACUCGACAGAGCGCUUCAGCUGGAAAAAAAGGCUGUAGACACUGACGAUCUUUCCCACUCAGAGCCUACCGAAUUAGGCCGAGGGAUGAGAAAAAAGUAAGUGUUUGCUUUUCAUUAAUUUAUCUUUGUAGGUUUGUCCGCCAGCUCACCUCAGACGACGACGAGGAUGAUGAUGAUGAUGAUGAAGAAAUAGCUGCGCAAAGACCGAGACAAGAUAAUCAAUUAACUGCCUGGCCCACGCCGCCACGCAUUCUCCAGUAA